CUCGUCCUUUCGUUCGUCCUCAGUGCAGGAUAACGAAGGCUGUGUUUCUCUGCCACCUUCUCAAAAAAGGAGUGUCUAGUUUAGGUUGAAUUUAAGUUAGCUUGGCUUUUGGUGUCUUUGCAGUUACGCGACCGAGUUAAGAGGAUCACCGGAUUUUGUGUGAAGCUUUUACGAGCAGUCGUUUGGACAAUCAUCAUCAUUGCUGACUAUGGAUGUGGUAGUGCGCCGCUGUCCUUUCCUCUCCCGUGUGCCCCAAGCCUUCUUCCAACAGGCCAGAAAGUCUCUGGUCAUGUAUGCGCAGCGAUGCCCUGUUAUGAUGGACCUGGCCUCUAAGCCUUUGGCCCCAUCCCUGGUCCGAGCCCUCUGCUCCUCCACCUCCCACCAGAAGACCGAGGAUUCCCUGUCUGCUAGUGAAGCCCCGAAACAGGAAGAGAAGCCCAAGCUGCCCCCGGGCCACCCUAUGCCGCCCUCUGGACAGGUUGCUGCCUCCAAAUGCCCCUUCUUGGCUGCUGAAAUGGGCCAGAAGAAUAGUGGUGUGGUCCGCCAGGUUAGCAUGGAGCUCCAAGAGGAUGUUCAGGAAGUUCGCACUGUCCAGAAAGAUGUGUCCCCUGCCCAGUUGAAGCAGUCCCCCUUGGCUAGUACCACCCAGAUGGGUGACGGCGACCAAGCCAAUCUGAUGAAGAGUCUGCUGAAACAGCGGCCAAAAAGGGUCUCCCACUUGCUGCAGCACAACUUGCCAAGCAGCUUGUCCAACUUUCAAUACGAUGAUUUUUUUGAGAAGAAGAUAGAAGAGAAGAAGAGCGACCACACCUACCGCGUGUUUAAGACAGUGAAUCGCUUGGCCAGCGAGUUUCCCAUGGCUGACGACUACACAGACUCUCUAGAAGACAAGAGGGAGGUGUCUGUGUGGUGCAGCAAUGACUACCUGGGCAUGAGUCGACACCCACGGGUUGUGCAGUCCAUCAUGGAUACUUUACGAAAGCAUGGCUCGGGGGCGGGAGGCACCAGGAACAUCUCGGGGACCAGUAAGUUCCAUGUGGAGCUGGAGCAGGAAUUGGCCGAUCUCCAUGGGAAGGACGCCGCACUUCUCUUCACCUCCUGCUUUGUUGCCAAUGACUCCACCCUCUUCACCCUCGCCAAGAUGUUGCCUGGUUGUGAGAUUUAUUCAGAUGCAGGGAACCACGCCUCAAUGAUCCAGGGUAUCAGGAACAGCGGUGCCAAGAAAUUUAUUUUCCGUCACAACGAUGUGGCCCACCUCCGAGAGCUCCUGCAGAAGGGCGAUCCCACGAAGCCGAAGAUAGUGGCCUUUGAGACUGUCCAUUCCAUGGAUGGUGCUGUGUGUCCAUUGGAGGAGAUGUGCGAUGUGGCCCAUGAGUUUGGAGCCAUCACCUUUGUCGAUGAGGUUCACGCCGUGGGGCUGUAUGGCACCAGGGGAGGAGGCAUCGGAGACAGGGAUGGCGUCAUGCACAAGAUGGACAUUAUAUCAGGGACUCUAGGCAAGGCCUUUGGCUGUGUGGGUGGCUAUAUAGCUAGUACCGCCGCCCUGGUGGACACGGUGCGGUCCUACGCUGCUGGUUUCAUCUUCACCACUUCGCUGCCACCGAUGCUGCUAGCCGGGGCCAGGCAGUCAGUCCAGGCUUUGAAAGGGGAGGAGGGUCGUGCACUGAGACGCAAACACCAGCGCAACGUCAAGCUGCUGAGACAGAUGCUGAUGGACUCAGGGUUGCCGGUGGUGCACUGCCCCAGCCACAUCAUCCCUGUCCGGGUGUCAAAUGCAGAGAAGAACACAGAGGUGUGUGACAUCAUGAUGAGUCGCUAUAACAUCUACGUGCAGGCCAUCAACUACCCCACUGUUGCCAGGGGAGAAGAGCUGCUGCGCAUCGCCCCCACGCCUCACCACACCCCUCAGAUGAUGCAAUAUUUUGUUGAGAGGCUGGUGCAGACGUGGAAGGAGGUGGGCCUGGAGCUCAAGCCCCACUCCUCAGCCGAGUGCACCUUCUGCCAGCAGCCGCUGCAUUUUGAGCUGAUGAGCGAGCGGGAAAAGUCUUACUUCAGCGGGCUCAGCCACCCCAUCUCAGCCUGCGCAUAACACUACUCACUAUAGCUGGCAGGAGACCUAACACAUACACUGAACAUCCAUUCCUCUGUCACUGUCAUAGAAUGUAUUACCGUCUUUGAUAAGUCUCGUAAAGAUAUGCUAUUUAAAAUAUUCUAUGUCCAGAUAUUCUAUAAGCUCAAAAUAAAAUCUAGAUGAAACAUAA
Messenger RNA from Myripristis murdjan (pinecone soldierfish), 2261 nucleotides. It is a transcript of the gene alas1, whose product is annotated as aminolevulinate, delta-, synthase 1. The coding region runs from base 209 to 2089 and encodes 626 amino acids. The record is from RefSeq and is a predicted model, not a curated record. Gene Ontology annotation, cellular component: mitochondrion; mitochondrial matrix. NCBI's taxonomy places the organism in Eukaryota, Metazoa, Chordata, Actinopteri, Holocentriformes, Holocentridae. Gene Ontology annotation, biological process: hemoglobin biosynthetic process; erythrocyte development; heme biosynthetic process. Gene Ontology annotation, molecular function: pyridoxal phosphate binding; 5-aminolevulinate synthase activity. The transcript is spliced from 11 exons.